GCAGGCACAAAGUGCAGCAGUUCCCACCGCAGUCUGCCUCAGCACCUCAGCAGCCCGCAAUGCCCUUGGAUACUGCAGCUCUUUCCGUCUCCGCAGUGCUCUGACCAGCCCGGGCUAUCAGCGACUUCUACCGGACCUAUCGUGCUGGAGCCCCAUCAGCUCUGAGAGAAACUCAUGGGAAAGGUUCAGGGAUAACAGGGUGCGGGUGAUCGCCACUGCAGAGGACCUGCCGGUGGUUCGCAGACCAGCAGGAGGAGGAGGAGGAGGAGGGGGUGGGCUGCCUUGUGUCAGAGGCUUCAGCGUCGCAUCCACUAUUUUGAUCACUUCAUAUCACCUUGAAUGGAUACAUCAUGGCUACGUUUACAUGCAGGGUGCAGUUCUUAGAUGACACCGACCCGUUUAACAGCACUAAUUUUCCAGAGCCCACCAGGCCGCCUCUGUACACCUUUAGGGAAGAUAUUCCUCUGAUCAAUCAGAUAGCUGGAGUCCACAGGCUGCUCAAAGCCCCACACAAGGCUGAUGACUGUGCCCUACAGCUCUCCCAUAAUGGAAGCUAUUUGGAUUUGGAGUCCACUCUGGCAGAGCAGAAGGACGAAAUGGAGGGAUUUCAGGAGGAUGGAGGACGGGGCAAGAAGCACAGCAUUAUUCUUCGAUCAAAGCUUUCUGUCAGAGUUCAUGCCUGCAUUGGGUUUAAGUACAAUCUGUGUAACUGA
This is a messenger RNA of Cyprinodon variegatus (sheepshead minnow), 713 nucleotides long. Its product is annotated as FH1/FH2 domain-containing protein 3-like. Gene Ontology annotation, molecular function: actin filament binding. Bases 351 to 713 code for a protein of 120 amino acids. The record is from RefSeq and is a predicted model, not a curated record. The transcript is spliced from 4 exons. NCBI's taxonomy places the organism in Eukaryota, Metazoa, Chordata, Actinopteri, Cyprinodontiformes, Cyprinodontidae. Gene Ontology annotation, cellular component: cytoskeleton; cytoplasm. Gene Ontology annotation, biological process: sarcomere organization; actin filament network formation; cortical actin cytoskeleton organization.